This is a messenger RNA of Diachasma alloeum, 1358 nucleotides long. Its product is annotated as inositol 2-dehydrogenase. Gene Ontology annotation, biological process: NADPH regeneration. Lineage: Eukaryota; Metazoa; Arthropoda; Insecta; Hymenoptera; Braconidae. Gene Ontology annotation, cellular component: cytoplasm. Gene Ontology annotation, molecular function: oxidoreductase activity; nucleotide binding. Bases 49 to 1218 code for a protein of 389 amino acids. The transcript is spliced from 4 exons. The record is from RefSeq and is a predicted model, not a curated record.
AGUUACAAGUGAAACUCUGGAGACAUAAUCUGAGUUGUGAAUAAAGUAAUGGCUACUGCUAAAUUCAAGGAAGCUUCACCAUUCACAAAGCCACGUCCCCCAGCGCCCGCAGAGGAUUACCUCUAUAAAAUAUUCGAAGAUGAUUUGGCUCUUAAAUGUGAAUCACAAUCUGAUCCGAUACUCAAAGUCGCCAUCUUCGGUAUUGGUCGUGCUGGGACUAUCCAUCUGGCUAAUAUCGUGGAAAGCCCAAGAGUGAAGCUGCUCUACGUAAUUGAUGAUAUGGAAGAGAAAUGGCCGAAAAUUAAAAAGCAUUUCCGACUGAAUGAUGUUACUUUCCUAAAUAGCAAGCAAGCAGACGUUGUAUUUAAAGAUUCUCAUGUGGACAUCAUUGUGGUAGCAUCACCAACGUACACCCACGAAAACAUCGUAACAAAAGCACUCCAAAGUAAAAAGAGUGUAUUCUGUGAGAAACCCGUGGCGGAAGAUCGCAAGAGUUCUGAAAAAUGUUUCAACGUGGCUAAAGAAGUUGGCCGACCACUUUUCACGGCCUUCAAUCGUCGUUUCGAUCCUAGUUAUGGUACUGUGAAAGAGAGAGUUCGCAAAGGAGAAGUUGGGCAUGUGCAGAUCAUGUCAAUUACUUCCAGAGAUUCACCGAUGCCAACAAUCGAGUAUCUGAGGGAUUCUGGAGGCAUUUUCCAUGACUGCAUGGUGCAUGAUAUCGAUCUGAUGACUUGGCUCCUUGGCGAAUACCCAAUCAAGGUUUCGGUUCAAGCUGUUGCCAAUUUUCCCGAAGUAAAAGCAAUCGAUGACGUGGACACCGUUGUUGCAACUCUUCAAUUCCCUUCAGGUACUCUAGGGAUGAUAAAUCUGUCUCGGAAUUCAGCUUAUGGAUACGACAUGCGUAUUGAAGCGUUUGGACCGAAAGGAAUGAUCCGAGCUGAGAAUGAACAACCAAUCCACUGCGUAGAGACUCAAUACGGUCAUGAUGGACCUAGACAUGCACCCAUCUGGUACUCAUUCCCGAGCAGAUUUCGAUUGGCAUAUCGUAGAGAGAUGGACAACUUUCUGGAUAUUGUUUUGGGUAAACGCGAGCUUAAUGUGAAACCCCAGGAAGUCCUUGCUGUUUCUCGAAUUGCUUCGGCUUGUGAAGACUCUGCCAGGACUGGAAAAAUGAUUGAAAUCAAGUGGAAUGCUGGAGAACUCCCAGUCGUUCAGUGAAUAAUUGAUGUACGCAAAUGUUCAAACAAAACACUGUGACAAUAAUUCCUCCUAUAAUUUUCAUCUCUUUUAAUUUCAUCUUGCCUGCAAUGAUUGAUAAAGGAAAUUACAUUAUGUAUAAAGCAGUACCAUCGCAGACA